This is a messenger RNA of Drosophila yakuba, 10387 nucleotides long. RefSeq names its product protein bunched, class 1/class 3/D/E isoforms (gene bun). The transcript has 6 exons. Gene Ontology annotation, biological process: regulation of transcription by RNA polymerase II. The coding region runs from base 1419 to 4562 and encodes 1047 amino acids. Lineage: Eukaryota; Metazoa; Arthropoda; Insecta; Diptera; Drosophilidae. The record is from RefSeq and is a predicted model, not a curated record.
AACUGUCAUUUACCUUCCUUUUGUCCGAUUAGCAAAACGCAACGAAAAACUAAUAUCCCAUCCAAAUUUAAACCGUGGCCGUUCGCUUGUUUUUAGUUUAUUACUUUAUGCCGAGAAACGCAGUACUUUUAUUUCGUUUGUUUUACGCGAAUUUCAUUUCUACAACUUACUGCAAUGUGCUAGUAAAACUGAACCGAAGAAAUUGAUUAAUUCUACGAGAGAUAAAGCUGCAGAAAAACCAACAAAUUGAAAACCUAUGCGUGAACGCGUGUGACGACAAAGUGGAGAAGUGCAACAGAUAUAUGAAUAGAUAUAGAAAUAGAUGAAUAGAUAAAUAGAAAUCCCAAGUUAACCAAGAUCACCAAAAUAUUUUCAUAAUUUUUAAGAAAUAUUUCAAGUGUGAUACAAAGUUCUGAAACUACUCCAAGCCAAGCAAGCCUACUUUCGAAAACGAAUCAUCAUCCAACUGCAGAAAGUGAAUCAAAUCGAAUUGAUUCGAUUAACAGCUGUGCUGUACACAUGCACCGGUGUGUGUGAGGGGGCGCGCGCGUGUGCGUGUACGACGUGAGUGAACCGUGUGUGUGUGCGGCGCGUAUGUGUUAGUGUUAGUGUGUGUCUCGGUGUUGGUGUUGGUGGCGAAAAUUGAAACGCCCGCUAAACAAAGUCAAGCGCUAGAUGGCGCUGUCGCUGCCGCCUGAGACCAGUGACGUUGUUGUUGUUGUCGGUGUGCCGCACAUUGUUGUAGUUGUUGUUGAUGCUCAUGCUGAUUUUGUAGCAGCAAACAAAACGCGGAAAGUCAAAUUAUAACCGCCCCCCGCAACACGAAAAACCACCUCGCCACCACCCAAUAAAUUACAAUUUAUCAGCCCAACAAAUCAACUAAAUCAACUCCCCCAACAAAUAAAAUACACAAAAAUUUAAUAAAGGAAGAAUAAGUAAUAGUCAAGAGUUUCGCAUUACCCAUCGUCGGUCGGUUCAAAUUGCGUCGCGGCGCGUCGCGAACGGUGCUAGUCCUCGGAUCGUAUCGUAUCGUAUCGUUACGGAUCGGAUCGGAUCGGAACGGAACAGAACCCUAUAGUACGGACGGUUACGGAUCAGAUCGGAUCAGUUGGCAGUCGGUGGCACCUGACAACGCAACGCUAACCGCUAUUAUGCAUCGGCGUCGUCGGUUGGCCAGUGCAACAAUCGCAUUCGAAUUGGCGGGCGAGCAGCAGCAGCUAAUGCAACAACUGACAGAACUUAAUUAAACAGGCUAAUCACUAAGGCUGUAGACAGUGUAUCCGUAGUCCGUAGUGGAUAAACCCAAGAAACCGCAAGGUAUAGAAUAACUUUUUUCGUGACCCCAAAUAAUCCAAGAAUCGUAAGCAAUCCUGGAUUAUUUGCUAAAGACUUUGCGCACGCUGAAAUCCAAUUCGAUUAUGGCCGAGAAUCAAAGUGCGGCCAGCGAAGAUUCCGGUCACCAACAGCAACAGCAACAUCAGCAGCAACAGCAACACCAGCAACAUCAGCAAACACUAGCCACCACAUCAGUCACGGCCGCAUCAACCACAUCGGUCCUAGCUAACCAAUCGCCCACUAACUCGCAGGCCUCAUCCCCUGAAAAUUCCCAGGAAGCACUGCCCUUGCUGCGACGCCAGCAAUCAGCCGCAGCAGCCACAGUAGCAGCCGCCGCCGCCGCAACAGUUGCAGCCACAAGUAGCAACACAUCGCAGCAGCAGCAGCAUCGCAACAGCAUCAGCAACAUGUUCGAUCGCACGGUGAAUGCCAAGUUCAAGCCGGCGUCCUCAAAUGCCGGACCAGGAAAUAAUCCGGGACGCCGGAACUCAAUGCUGACACCAUCCCGAGGAGUCAGUAUCGGUGGCGCUGGCGGAAAUAUCCGUAAGCUGACCAAGGUCAGCUCGCUGACCAGCAACCAUCACUUUGCUGUGUGCUAUCCACCCAGCAACAUCUAUCAGAACAGCAACAAUGCCGGCAGCAAUUCGGCUUUGCAGCGCACCACCAGCGAAAGUUUGCGCCUGAACUCGCUGAGUCGCGUGGCAGCUGCCGCGACACCCAACACGGUGUCCAGAGCCAGUAGUAACUCCAGCCUGGCCACAUCCACCUCCACAUCGCUGGCACCCAAGUCCAGCAGCAGCAGUGGUGCCAGCAACUCGACAUCGCAGCAGCAACAGCAGCAGCCAGUGAGCAGUAACAACAGCAGCGGCAGCAGCAACAACAGCUUCACCAAGGCCAGUUCGCCCAACAAUAAUGGAGCACGUUCGGUGGGCGGAGCAGCUGCAGCAGCUGCAACUGGCACAGGCACUGGCACUGCCACUGCAGCAGGCAGUCAUCACCAUCAGCCACAUCACCACCAUCAUCAUCAUCAUCACCACCAUCAGCAUCACAACCACCAGCAGCAGCAGCAACAGACUAGCCUCAGCCAAGGACACGCCUCGUUAACCGUCGCCGGUGGAUCAGCUGCAGCUGGUGGUGGUGUUGGUGGUAGUGGCAGCUCCUCGGGGACCGCCGCUGGUGGCACCAAUCGCAAACCAAAGACGACUUCCUCAUUCGAGAUCACCUCGGUGACGGUGGGCCAUCCAAAGCUGAAUGCUGCCGGCGAUACUGGGGACGAGUCGGCCGACGAUCUGGACGAAUCUCACACGGAUGACAAUAGUCGGAUAACGGACCUGGAGAACGAGACGCCCUCCAUGUCGGAAGACACGUUCUCCAAGGAGGAGGUGUACUAUGCCAACAAUGCCCUCAGCACCAAUGCGCCGGUGAUACCGACUAGCUCGCAAUACGGCCUCGUCGUGGUGGAUCCCAUCGCCCCAUCGUUGGGACAGACGAUCCAGAACGUUCAGGUCAACGUGUCGGAUAACAUUAUCAAUGUGGUGAGCGGUGCCGUCACACCGGGCGGCACAAAGAAGAAGGACGACAUUAAGGAGACGCAGCACCGCAGCGAGCGGUUCAAGGUGGUCAAAAUUGAGUCCACGGAGCCGUUUAAGCGCGGCCGCUGGAUGUGCAUGGAUUACCUGGAUCACUCGAGUGUGGGUAAUGGCGGUAAUAACAACGAAAAGACUGGCUCUUCUACUUCCGAGGCGCACGCAGCCACAACGGAUGGUGCAGCAGGUGUUGCCGUUGGGUCUGAGGCUCCGCCAACGGCCCACAAGACCACACAGAGUAUGAUUCUGCCACCCACCCAGAAGCUGAACGAGAACCAUUUGGAGGCCAACUCGACCGAUGCCAACUGGAACUAUGCCGAGCAACAGCAGCAGCAGCAGCAACAAACAAUAGUUGGCAAUGCCCUGACCAAGACAUUGCCCGUGGCUCUUCGCAACGUGAGUCGCAGUUCCUCGGUAACCCCAAGUCCUAAUGCCUCCGUCGAGUUCUUGUCUCCCAAUUUGCUCGCCCAGCAGCAACAGCUCUUCGACAGCGUCAAUGCCAAUGCUGCCAGUUCACCAAAUCCCGCCGGUGACCCCAACAACAUGGACUAUGCGCGAACGGCGGCGAUGCAGCUGCAUCAAACGUUGCAGCAGCUCAAGCAGCGCGAAGACGCCAUGGACGUGCCGCCAGGUGGUUAUGCCAACUACCAAAACGGUGGAGAUUCUGCUGGUGGGGCGGCCAGCAACAACAACAGCGCCGGAGCGGCAGCUGGAGAGUCACAGCUGAGCACCAGCUAUGUUGAGCAGCAGCAGCCAUUAUCCCCUGCGCCACUAACGCCCCAGGCCGCGCCCACAUUCGCGGCUGUUGCUGCCGGGCAGUCGCCCAACUUCCAAUUGGAGCCACAACAACAACAACAGCAGCAGCAGCAGCAAGCUACAUCGCAGAUAGAUGGAAUAGUCCCACAGCCAUUUAACCCACAACAGCAACAGCAGCAGCAACAGACCCCACAGCAAUCAACAGCUCAGCAAGCAGCAACAACUGCAACAUCUGCAGUGGCUGCACCACCACCACAACAGACUUCAAACACUUCCAAUGCAGCGGUAACCACUGGCCAGGGUCAGACAAUGCCGCUGUUAUCACACAUGACCAGCUACGAGCAGCAGCAGCCUAAUCUGGGAGCAGCAGCAGCAGCAGCAGCAACAGGAGGCACAGCGGCAACAUCGGUGGCUGCACCGCAAGCGAUUCCCACGCUGCAAUUGCAGAGUGCUCCCUCAACGAUUGCCGAUCCGCAGCAAUUGAUGGUGCCACAGCAACAGCAGCAGGAGGAGCAACAGCCAACACAGCAACAGCAGCAGCAGCAGCAACAACAACCGCUUCCGCCAGCAAAUAUCGCGAGUGCUAGUGCCAAUAAUAGUAAUCUAAACCUAACGAAUACGAAUGUUGUGGCCAACGCCGAGGCAACAACAAACGCGCUGACCUUGACCGAUGAACAGGCGACCGCGACCGCGUCAGUUGCAGCUGCAGUUGCGACCGGCGCAGCAGCAGCAACGCAGCAGCAAAUCCAACAGCUACAACAGCAACCAAAUGCAGAGUCCGAGACUGAAAGUGCAUCUGGAAUAGAAACUAAAUUCCCUUCCGUUGAAAUUGGCAAUACGAGUAUGUAUUUAAAUAUCUUUAAUGCCAAAUCUACAUACCAUUGACUUCUUUUGCCCCACUUGGCCCCAUGGUCAAAUGUUGUCAUCGUCCAAGAGCUGAGCUCAUAACUUUUGCUCAACGCACACACUGGAAACUAAUUUGCCUUUGUCCAAGCUGCCAAUUAGUCGGGCAGAAGUAAUCAAACUGUCUGGACAAAGUGGAAUACUUUAUGCAGAAUGGCUGAAGGAAUUCUUUCAUUACGAUCCCUUGUCUUUAAUAUUACAUUGCGCAUUUAAGGGAUAUUGCACGGUCCAAUAAAUUAUUGUUUCUAACAUUUAUCAAUAUUUAUAUAUAUGUAUAUAUAUAUUUAAAGCCUUUAAAGAUCUAAGAAAACGAUAAUUGUCUCAAAUAAGAAAUGGGUAAAUGUAGCCCAAUUGUCAAAAUAAAUAUUGAUUCAUAUCUAAGAGUGCGUAUACCUUGAAUAAUUCCCAAUUUCAUCUUCCAACGCUUGUUGCCAUGCGGAUUCCUUCUUCUUUUUCGCAGCUUUGGAUGAAUCUUUUCCGAGCUAUGUUGCUAUAAUUUAUAUUGAACAAUGUUUCACUCAGCAGACUUCUCUGGAUAUCAAGUGAUUGUGUGCUUGUGUGUAGGCAAUUGACAGAUUUACUGCAAUUGCCUUUGGUUUGCCGAAAGGCAACGACCCCAACCGAUCAUCGUUUUCAGGCCCAGGAACAGUGAGUCACCCUGCGCCAAGAGUUGGCGAUAAGGAGACACCUUUACCAUUGCCUCAAUCCGCGUCCCCCUGGAAACAUGAAACUAUAUGGGUAUAUCACUGAAUGUGUGGAUGUGAUAGGCGAUUACCUCAUGCGUUGCUUAAAUCGCGACCAAGGCAGGGCCACAUAUAUAUAUAUAUAUAUAUCUAUCAUUUGUUCACAUAUAUAUAUAUAUAUAUGUAUAUAGAAAUGGUAACUUGACGCGUGCCUGGCAUUGACCGACUUAGAAUAAUUGAGAAAGCCCCGAAACAGGAGCUGGGAAGUGGGGAGGUUGGGAGGUUGGGCCGCUUCUUGGAUUCCAAUGACCUCGAAAACUGAACUUCCGUAAUGGGUGGAACGAAACGCGACAGAGGCGCCAAGAAAUGCUUUGACAAUUACUCACUCUCCUUCGAUCGAAGUUGUUGAUUCACUUGAUUCUUUAUAACAAACCCAGCGAAAUCAACAAUAAUAAAGUAUGCAUAAAAAGUGACCAAUGAAGCAGGGGAUGAAGAAUCGAUAUGAGAAUUCAACAGUGUUCUUAAUGUCAUUAUUGUUUUGUUUUGCCAUUUUCUUCUUUCUUUUUUUUUUGGCUACUGGCACAGCUACAGUGAAAUCUAUGUCAAAGUCACAGCGAAAGAUAUACCUGUCGCGGUUUGUCAGAUUUUCGAACUGAACCUUCACAAAGAAAUUAGCAGAACCCUGCUCGAGUAUUUUGAUGAUCGGAUUUCCAAUGGCAAAUUGAAGCACAUUGGGCACAAUGAGGAAACCGUGAAAUAUUUAUUUGAAUUUUGAAGAAAGUUGGAUUUAUAGAAGAUAAACAGUGGUUUCAAAUUCAUUUUUCGAAUUAACAAGAAAUAUGAAAUGGUUUUCUUCCCAAGAACACAUUUUCAUAAUAUGGAAGUAUACCUAAAGUGAUAAAUCAUAUAUACAUAGUACCAAAAGAAUUCAUCCCAAUAAUUCCAGUUUUCCUUUGCAAAACAUUUUUGCGGAGAAGCGAAAAUAUUGAAAAUACUUGUAUUUAUUUUUCGCCACAAGGUCAAAAACACGCCCGUCUCACAUGUGCCAAAUUAUAUAUCUUUAUUUUGCUAAAUACUUUGCCUUGACUAAAUUUGCUGCCUGUUUCGCUUUUUUGGGGCCUGUCGUCUUUUGACGCAUUUGACCUACUAAGAGGGAACUUUCAGUGCCAUUACUUCAUGCUCAAGAACCUUUAGAUGCGUGUGUCACUUCCGCUGGGGAUUCUGCCUUAUCGGGUGGCCAAACCACCCACCAUUCCGGCCGUAUUCUUCCCCACUAUCAUGUGUUUAUCUAAAUUAUCUAGAAUUACCCGAACCGCAACUGAACCUCAUGCAACACCCACUUGUCAAGCCAACAGAUUGUACAAAUGUAUCUGCAUGUCAGACCAUAAAAGCCGAAUAGCAGAUGAGAUUAGAAAGAGUGUAUUGGACCGAAAAGGUUUAGAAAAUGCUAGUUAAAUAAAGCUUUUACCCUUUUCAAAUUUAACUUGAAUAUAUCUGUAUAAACUGUUUCAAGGCAUGCCUAAAAUAAUAUAAGAUACCUAGUGAUUAAGAUCUUAAAUGCUGCCCUUAGCAACAUUAAUGGCUAAAUACGAAACCAUUCUAAUCUUGAUAUAUUGAAACCUCUUAAUCAUCACUAACAGCCGUCGUUAUUUGUGCUUCAAUUACUAAUUAAUUUACUGGGAAAAUGGCAUGAGUUUAAAAAUGACUGCCUCAAGUGUUUGUUUAAGGAAAAUGUAAACAAAUUUGUCAACGCCGAUUAAAAAUUAUUCGGUUGCUGAUUAAACACAUUCACUGUACGAUGGACCCAAUAAUAGCUAUCCAGCUUACAGCGUUUGUCAUAAAUAUUUCCCAAUAAAUAAAACAAAACUUAAAACACCUUUUCGCGAUAAAAUCAUCAUGCACUUCCUCAUAAUGCAGUGCAGAUUGCAUGAGGCUAAGUAAACAUGAGCACAGUAUACAAACAUACAUGCAUUUCCAUUUUCCAUUUAUUUUCGUCUCGUUUACAUCUAAAAAAUACGCCAUAUUGGGGGCUUGUGGCCCCCGCUCAUCCUCCCCACCUCCCCCCUUGUGCUUACAUAAAAGCCACGCUUUACGCUAAAAUGAGCUUUGCCUUAUGCGCUGCGCACUUACCCGCUGCUGUCCGCGUGUGCGGGGAAAAUUGUGAUGUAAAAAGUAACGAAAUGUAGUAAAAACUGGAAAUAAUUCGUUUACAUCAGAGUGCGGAAAAUGGGAGGAAACCAAAAACACAGCUUGACCUUCGCUUGGGAAAUUCGAUGCUCCAGAAAAGUAGCAGGCGGGGGGAGAAGGGCGAGUGUUUGUGCGCUCAUCUAGGCGCCACACAAGUUUCCACUUGGUGGUGAAAUAGUUUAAUAAGAUUUAAUUUAAUAUCUAUAACUAUUAUAACAAUUGUUAAAUGGAAACAAUGUUUUAAACCGAAAUUAAGAAACGAUCCUAUCAUACAUUUUUGAACUUUAAAAACUUUGGAAAUUUAUUUUUAGAAAUAGUUUUCUUUUGGGAAACUAGCUUGAUAUUUAAAUUUAAAUAUUUAUUUCAAAAUAACCUCGCCUAUUUAUUUAGAAUUUUCCUUUAAAUGCGUUGUAGAAAUCCCGCAUUACAAUAUUAAAUAUUAACAAUUUAUUAAGCUUGAGAACCAUGCAAACUUAUAAAUUUUUAAAAAUACCUAUUAAAAAAAUAUAACUGCACAAGUAUUUGAAAAAUAUUACAGAAAUAAAAAGAGUAAUUUUCUUUUUUACUUCACACUGCAAUGGCUUUGCUUUACUUAGUAACUCAUAGUGAUUUUUAUCAUAUUUUAAUUACGUUUAGCAUGCCCCAGUAACAAGAAAAUAGUGGGUACUAAGAAAACAACAACAACCUCUCUCUCUCUGACGUCGCUACGUCUGUCUGGCGUCUCGCACACAGACGCAUUAAAUACGUGCACACAUUGAUGAGAGAGACUUUCUGCAUUGCUCCUUGGUUUCGCUGUCGUUGCUGUUGUAAUGGCAAGUGAUCGUUAACCGGUGCAUUACAACAAGCUCUCUCUCUCUCUCGAUGACUCCACGCUCCCUCGCUCUCGCACAACCCACACACUCUCGCACACUCAACGGUCAUGCGUUCGUAUCGCUUCGUUGUGUGUCUAAAAAUAGACGCAAAUAUUGAAGUUGAUUUUUAUACGGCCAUCGUCAGAUACCCCGCCCCCCUUUUGCACCCACCCCUUGGGUCGUUUGGUGGGUUCGUUGUUGCUAUCAAACAUCGCCUAUCAGUGUUUUUGUUGUUAUUGCCAAUAUGUUGUUGCUGCCUUCAUUAUAAUGCGUUGUUGUUGUUUAAAAAUAAACUCUGCUGCGCGUGGCAUUUUUCUUUUUUUCCUAUUUCAACUCUCUCACGCGCUUUUAGAGCGAGGAGAGAGGUGGGGAGAGAACGCAGUCGCAGUCUUCUCAUGCGUUGAUUAAACUCAAUGAAAUAAAUUAGAUUUAAUUCAUGUUUUCCCUCUCUCCAACAUGCCCGGUACAUUACACUGAGAAAAUCUGAAGUCUUGUAAGAAUCAAUUUUCCUUUCUUUCUUUAUUAAUGAAUUUUAACAAGGAUUUCUUCUUAUAUAUGGAGCUUAAACGUUUACAAGAAAGUGUAUUUUCUUCAUUAGCAAAUGGCCAUAUUUAAAAUCUUACAGAAUAUUCCCAUGCUGUAUUCAGCAAUAAAAUGAUUUUAAUUUUGGCUCCGUCUCUAUUUCUAUGAGACUUGUAGACAAGUUUUUAAAAAAUUUGCGCAGCAUUUUGCAAUAUUUGUUUUCUGUUUUUUUCGCGCCAAUAUUUUUAGCACCUCUUCAAUUUUUCUCUGUCGCUGGCAUUUUUUGUUUGUUUUCCCACUUAACGCCACGAGCUGUUUUUCUCAGAUAAAAUUCAAGGGGGUGGAGAAGGGGGGCGGCAUCUGGUGAGUGCAACAAUGUUGCCUCCUUUGAAGUGGCUCUUUAACCCACUGAUGCCCCAGAUGGCUAAAAGUGCAUAAUGGAACGAGUUAGCUAUCUGUAAAUCUGAUUCUCAAUAAAAUGGGAUAAUAUGAUAAUUUUGCCGUCAAAAUCCAAAUGUAUCUUAAUAUAUGUUAUGAGUAUCUUCUAUGCAAUUCGUAUCUUGAGAAGUAAUGGUUUAGACCAAAAUAAAAUUAAAAUCUAUCAAACUAAAUGAGCUAGAACGAAAAGUGGGCAGAAUAAACCAAAAUAGGUUUCACAUAAAUAAAUAACAUAAACAUUCAUUAGAAACCGUGAAGUACUUGCUCAUCUAUUUAUUACCACGUGUACCAAAAAUAAACCCCAAAUCGAAUUCCAUGUCCAUGCGAAACCGAAGAAUCGCCUAUUUGUUGCCAGGCAGGAAUGCUAACGAGGUGUGUGUGUGUGUGGUGAAGUGUGUGAUGUUCGUUCUCCCUAAUCACUAUCAAACAAAUUUGAAAAGAACAAAAAACCUGACGACUCACAACCUGCCCCACUGUGGUUGCGAUGCGAACUGCGAACUGCCAACUGCGAACUGAAAUGCUGAAAUGCUGAACAGGUGUUUAGGUGUUUCCAUGUGACGAGAGCUGAACUUUCAUCGCUCGAAAUUAAACGCCGGCAGAGGGAAUGCCUCAGAUUACGACGGCCCUCAGGGUUUUUUUUGCUUUUUUAUUCGUUUUGGUUUUCUUUGCCAUUUGUUGCCUCACAAGUGACACUUCUCCUACACUCCCCGCUUGUUUUAGGCAUUUUGGCUGAAAACUGAAACCUGGAAAGCGUAAAACGCCUUUUAUUGAUUUAUGGGCGCCGUUUGCGAGCGCUCGAGUCGCCCGAUUGAUUGACUGAUUGAUUGAUGAUUGGCUUUGACUUUGGAUAUUGACUCCUUGCAUAUUUGCAAGUCAAAUUUUGGAGAAAGAAAUUGCGAAUUAAAAGAGUGCACUGUGGCAAAAAGUCGAUUCCCCUCCUCCCCCUGCAAUCAGUUAAAAGAGACCGAAAAUACAGAACGAUAUAAUUGAUAGACGUCAGUGGUUGGCUGGCUGUUGUGAUCUCACAUGGGAUGGGUGGGCAAUCCGAGGGGCAAAAGUGUGGGUCGCAGAGCACAUGAUUUAAAUACUAAAGUCUAGAAUAACAAAGAACCAAGUAAAACAAAAA